GGAUGCGAGAGAACGGGAGCGAUUUGAACAGCUCGGUCCUCUCGAGGGACCCGCCGGCCGGGGGCGCCCCGCGCCGCCCGCCAUGGGUGACCUCCACCUUGGCCGCAAUCCUCAUCUUCACCAUCGUAGUGGACCUGCUGGGCAAUCUCCUGGUCAUCCUCUCCGUAUACCGCAAUAAGAAGCUGCGGAACGCGGGAAAUGUGUUUGUUGUAAGCCUGGCAGUUGCAGACUUGGUCGUAGCAAUCUACCCAUAUCCACUGGUCCUCACAUCUGUAUUUCACAACGGAUGGAAUCUGGGAUACCUUCACUGCCAGAUUAGUGGCUUCUUGAUGGGCCUAAGUGUCAUUGGAUCAAUCUUCAAUAUUACAGGCAUCGCUAUCAAUCGGUACUGCUAUAUCUGCCACAGUCUCAAAUAUGACAAACUGUACAGCGACAAGAAUUCGUUGUGCUAUGUUGUUCUUAUCUGGGUCUUAACAUUUGUUGCUAUCAUACCCAACCUGUUUGUGGGAUCGCUACAGUAUGACCCCAGGAUUUACUCAUGUACAUUUGCACAAUCUGUGAGCUCAGCAUAUACAAUAGCAGUUGUGUUUUUCCAUUUCCUGUUUCCCAUAGCCAUAGUUACUUUCUGCUACUUGCGAAUAUGGAUCCUUGUUAUUCAGGUAAGACGAAGGGUUAAACCAGAUAACAACCCAAGGUUGAAACCACAUGACUUCAGAAACUUCGUAACCAUGUUUGUGGUAUUUGUACUGUUUGCAGUCUGCUGGGCUCCUUUGAACUUUAUAGGCCUUGCUGUGGCUGUCAACCCAAAAACUACAAUCCCUAGGAUUCCAGAGUGGUUAUUUGUAUCUAGUUACUACAUGGCGUAUUUCAACAGCUGCCUUAAUGCUAUCAUAUAUGGACUCCUGAACCAGAACUUCAGAAGAGAAUACAAGAGAAUUAUUGUCACUUUUUGUACAGCAAAAGCUUUUUUCCAGGAUAGUUCUAAUGAUGCGGGAGACAGGAUGAAAAGUAAACCUUCUCCAUUGAUUACAAACAACAAUCAAGUGAAGGUGGACUCUGUCUGAAAAUGAGA
Mesitornis unicolor (brown roatelo) is the source of this 1072-nucleotide messenger RNA. It is a transcript of the gene MTNR1A, whose product is annotated as melatonin receptor 1A. Gene Ontology annotation, biological process: G protein-coupled receptor signaling pathway. Gene Ontology annotation, cellular component: membrane. Bases 3 to 1064 code for a protein of 353 amino acids. The record is from RefSeq and is a predicted model, not a curated record. The transcript has 2 exons. Lineage: Eukaryota; Metazoa; Chordata; Aves; Mesitornithiformes; Mesitornithidae. Gene Ontology annotation, molecular function: melatonin receptor activity.